Acanthopagrus latus (yellowfin seabream) is the source of this 1570-nucleotide messenger RNA. It is a transcript of the gene cfap263, whose product is annotated as coiled-coil domain containing 113. The transcript has 9 exons. Gene Ontology annotation, biological process: cilium assembly. The coding region runs from base 322 to 1479 and encodes 385 amino acids. The record is from RefSeq and is a predicted model, not a curated record. Lineage: Eukaryota; Metazoa; Chordata; Actinopteri; Spariformes; Sparidae. Gene Ontology annotation, cellular component: axoneme; ciliary basal body.
CUCCCCUCAGCUACAGAGAGAGACGUCCGGUUACUGAGAAAUGAAACUGAAACUUGAAAAAAGUAGAGAGGAAAUGAAAAGGUACGCCUACCGCUGAGGUAAUUAUUAAGAAACGUGCCAUUGUAAAAUAAUUUGUCAAAAUAACAAAGUUUCAAAGGAAAUGAGCUAAUUUCAACCGAACCUUCUUAUUUUGUCCAGAUUCGUUGCAAAGUUUACGGAUGACAGUAUGUGCAGUACGUGAAGGCAUCACCAGCCCUAGCAACCAGACAGCAGGGCUUCAGUGUACCAUAGCAACCAUGGAGGACGAGCUUUCGAUGAUAGAUGAAAAAGGCAAAGAGGUCACCAAAGAACAAAAAGAGCACCUCUACAACCGAAUCGAAGAGCUUAAUUGUUUACUUCCGCCCAAGACGUGUCAAUGCAGCCCUCCUGGCAGAGAAUGACAUGUUCGAGCGGUUCAUCUGCCGCAUGGAUCCUCAGGACCUGUUGUCCCAGUCUGGUGAAGACAGUCUGGAGGCAGCAGGAGCCUCCCAGCUGGAGGGUGGGGGUCGCGGACGAACGCGGAGGUCCCGGUCCAGCAUAUCAGAUCGCCUUCAUCAGCUGACCUUGGAACAAAAACUCUAUGUGGCACAGCGAGAAGUACAAGAGACACUGCAAGACCAGGAGAAACUCAAACAGAGACAUGAGAGGAUUCAGGACAACUACAAGGCCUCCCUGAAAGAGGCUGAAUUGCGUCUUGCAGAUAUCCGGAAGGCUAAGAAAGAGUUUGAACGCAGACUCCUCAAACCUAUGAAGGAAAACCGGUUGGAAGUGAAAGAGCCAGAGAGGGUGCUCCAGUACAUCAGAGACAAGUCAAUGGACGCCCAGUUGGAGAAGUUUAAUCUGAAGAACCGCGCACUGAAGGUCCAUGAGAAGAAGCUCCAGCAGCAGCUUCAACAGACAAGAACCCAAAAAGAUAUAGGCACAGCAGAGUUCAAGGACGUUUUCCAGGAUUUUAGUGAGCAGAGAAUCCACCAAAACCUGGAUGAACUUCAAGUCAACAAUUUGAAAGUGCAACUUGUCCUCAGUUCACACAAGGAGAAGCUUCAGAAAGUGACACGGGAGUCCGCAGAGCUGAGCAGUGAUAUCAGCAACAGGAAGCAGAUGCUGGCAAAAAUUGAGGGGGAGAUGCAGCGUGCUGAGGAGGAGCGUUUGAAGGCAGAAGCUUUCAACCGACACCUGCGCCGUCAGAUGACAGAUUAUCAGGCUCCUGAUAUCACUGAGUACAUGCGUGUCAAGGACAGGCACAAGAAGCUGCAGCAGAGCGUUCACACUUGGGAGAGGAAGGUUGGGAUUGCUCAGAUGGCCUUGAGGAGCCACGCUAAAGCCCGGAGCACACAGAGAACCACUCUCACUCCUGCGAACAGUGCUGAGGCUGGAGCCCGAUCUAAGGAACGCCAAGUCUCAGGAAAGCUCCCAUACAUAGCAGAACACAGCGCAUAGAGGGAUAGAGAAUCAGAAAAAGACUACUGAAGUCAUUUAUGAGAGGUGGGAAAUGUGGAGAAAAAGCAAUAAAGCUUUUUUGACUCGUACA